Messenger RNA from Paracoccidioides brasiliensis Pb18, 567 nucleotides. RefSeq lists its product as uncharacterized. The record is from RefSeq and is a predicted model, not a curated record. Bases 1 to 567 code for a protein of 188 amino acids. The transcript has a single exon.
AUGAGGCCCAUCUACGCCCUCUUCCUCUUGGCCCUAGGAGUCAACGGCCAGAGAUACAAGUCUUCCUUCGUCAACACUGCCCGGCGUGAUGACCCCGCUCCGAUGCAGGGAGAACCACCCAAGACCUGCCCCGGCGAGCUAACCCAGGGCUUCGAGUUCCCGCAUCUAAUCAUUCCCAUCGACUCCACUGCCCCCGACAAGGCACUAGGCACGUCCUACAAUGGCACAGCCACCCCAACCAUCUCAUCAAUCUUCAACUUCGACAUCCCAAGCUCCAGCAAGGGGAUGAGUUGUUCUCUCUGGUUUUUGUUCCCACAGAGGAACUUUCUCUUCAAAGGCGAUGGUGCGGUGAAGUUUAGUAGACUUGCUAAGGCAGCGACGACAAACACGUCGUUUGCGAACGCGCCAGCUUUGAAAGACCAGUUGCUGGAGCGGAAAUUGAGUCCCGGGGGGAAUUCUAAUGUGACUAAUUUCGAGUGUCCCGCGGCGGAGAAGAUCGCGUUUCGAAUGGAUAGUGUGGGCUCCACCGAGUUAAGUUAUUUUCAGGAUUCUUCAAGUCCCCCGUGA